AUCCGCGCAGGGAUUUGUGGGAGUGAGUCAUAUAGCGAUGACGUUGCCAUGCACAGCCGGUCAGUAUGGUAUUUCCUUUUAGCUAGCUUUUUCAAAACAAUCUGAGAGGACAAUGUUCCGUGUGUAGCUCGAUCUGGCUAGGAUCGCAAAUGGAAAUCGAACGGUCGGAAUGGCCAGCGGCUCAAUGUAGUUAGUAGCUGAUAUAGCUAGCAUAGUCUAGUGUGUGUUGAUGUUGCUCUCGCCAGUAUUCUGCCCAGUAGAUUCCCACCGCUCUUUCGUCACUACAGGAUGCUCAAGCUGUUCGGAGCGCUAGUUCUUGUGGGACUAGCGCUGGCGUGCUUAGCUUCCUGGGUGCUGGAGAGCUAUGACACCUCUUGGCACCCCAAACGGAAUGUUCGGCAGUUCAACGCCGGGGAUGGAGAGGAAGCUAGUAGGACAUGUCUACCUCCGUAUCCCGGCGGCAAAUUGGAUAACAUAUUCUGGUUCGUGCAGGUGUCUGACAUUCAUAUCAGUCGAUUCCAUGACAAAAAACGAAUUUCAGACUUUGAGAAGUUCUGCACUGAUACCGUUGAAGUGAUCCAACCUGCUCUCGUGCUCGCAACAGGAGACCUGACAGAUGCGAAGACCAAGAGCAAGGUGGGCUCCCUGCAGCAUGAGGUGGAGUGGCAGGCCUAUCACGACAUCCUGAAGAGGUCUCGGGUGCUGGAGCGCACCAAAUGGAUUGACAUCCGCGGAAACCAUGAUGCCUUCAAUAUUAUUUCCUUGGAUAGUGUCAACAACUACUACAGGAAGUACUCAGCCAAUCAGAAAGUUGGCUCCUUCCACUAUGUCCACAAGACUCCCUUCGGCAACUACUCCUUCAUCUGUGCUGAUGCAACCAUCACCCCCGGACCCAAGCGGCCGUACAACUUCUUUGGCAUUCUCAACCAGACUCAGAUGGACCUGUUGGCAUCCUUCAGGACUGAGAGCCACAGCAGCAACCAGACCAUCUGGUUUGGCCACUACACCACUUCAACGGUCAUCUCCCCCUUUCCAGGGGUGAGAGGCGUGAUGAGCUCGGCUGUAGCGUACCUGUGUGGUCACCUACACACUCUGGGCGGCCUGAUGCCUGUACUACACAGCAGACACCCCGAGGGCACCCUGGAACUGGAGCUAGCUGACUGGAUGGACAAUCGCAGGUACAGAGUGCUGGCGUUUGACCACGACCUGCUGAGUUUCAUGGACCUGAAGUUUCAGCAGUGGCCUGCAGUACUCAUCACCAAUCCCAAGGAGGCGCAGUACCUCCAUCCUGGAGUGGAGCCACUGGGGAGAAUACAGAGCUCUACCCACAUCAGGAUCCUGGCCUUCUCUGAUGCCCCGGUCACAGCAGUUCACGUCAGCGUGGACGGGGUGGAGAUGGGUGAAGGCCGAUCUGCUGGAGGUCCUCUGUAUGUGGUGCCAUGGGAACCCUCGCUCUACCUCACUGGGCUGCACACUGUCACUGUCAAAGUGAAGGACGCGGUGGGGCGGUCGACUUUCCGAGAACAGCUCUUCACCCUGGAAGAGGACCUCUCCCCCAGCUUUGGUUUCUUCCAGUCCUUCAUCCUGCUCACUGACCACUACAUCCUGGCCCGGGUAGCCUUUGUCGCAGGGAUGCUGCUGAAUAUUGGAGUGCUGGUGGCGUUCAGGUUCAUGCCUGUGCCCUCUGUCAGAGUGUCUUCAAGUAUGUUCUCUUGCGCCUGUCUGUCCCUGCACCUGGUCAGUAAAGCAGACACUUUCUACUACUCUCUUCUGCUCUUCAACCUCUGCACUGCCUUAGGUCCCUGGUUCAUAGGAGAGUUGAUUGAUGGUCACAGUGGGGCUUGCUUUGCCUUCGGAGUGGUUAUCGACGGACACUUCCUCGAGGGAAGUCUCACUUAUGUUGUUGGGGUUGUGCAGCUGCUCUUCUUCAACAUGCCUCUCACCUGUUACCUGUGCUGGAGCCUUCACCUGCGUAGUCGUGGUAACUCCUUCCGCUCACACUUCUUGCGUCCGGGCUAUCGGUGGAAGACUCUGGGGGUGCAUACGGCCAUGUUGCUGCUGCUAGCCUGGCAGGGAUACUCUUGUUACUUCCUGCUGGAGACAUAUGGACCUCUGGCCUUCUUCCUGUCCCCAGUCCGCACGUGGGCAGUAGGGAUCGCCCUGCUAUUGGUCUACCGCGCCUGGAAGGGCCCCGCCCCCUGUCUCCGUGACGACAGCAAGACAACCACUUUAUCUUGACUUUCUACUGGGGGAUUCUCUUAGUUAUGGCAAACUACAUUGGCUCUACUUUUCUAUCCCAUAUUUCAGACUACUCUUUUGGGCAAAGUUGUUUCUCACUUUCCCCUCAUGAUCCUAUUUCCCACAUUUUUAAACAGUUUAAAAGUAGUUGUUUCAUAUGCAUGUUAGUGUAUUGCAUGUGUAGACAACACCCCUAUACACAGUCAGCGCUAUGAAGGUGUUGGUACUGUGAAGUCACUAGUUUAGUGUACAUAUAUUGUGGAUAGAAUUGAUUGUUUAGCCAAUAUGACUGCUGUUCCUCAGAAAGCUGAUGUAGACAUUGAAGUCUCUCGCCGCUGUGGUAAAACGUAUGUAUUAUUUGCCCACUUGAGGCUUGAUUUGUAGCAGUUAUUCAAUUCAAAGUGCUGCCUCGGCCAACUGCCACACAUCACUGCCAAAGGAUACAUAAUCAGUCCUGCUCUGGCAAGUUUUGUAUUUGGUUAUUGCAAACUAGCUAUAUAUUUUACACAGGUAUAGCAGACCAAUCACCCACCUGAGGUAGUUCAUUUUUAUUUUGAGCUCUGAGAAUCUGGCUUAAGAUAUCAGCUGUUUCUCAGGAAUGGGAGGCCUUGAACCAAAAACAGACUGAUGACCCAUUUAUAUAUUCAACUAGCUCAGUGGUGAAUCUGUCCACUUAAAGCGUGAUAAAUGUUAAAUAAUAGCAUGGGUGUAAUGACCUGAGAUUGUGCUGGUUUUAUUUUGUAUUGUGAUUAUUCUCUAUUGAGAAGUUGAUUUGGGCAGCUUUGUUAUGUAUAGAACCCAUAUAUUUUGGGGCGCUCGACUUAGACUGAAGCUCCACAAUUUUGAGCUAAUAUUCUUUAAGAGGAACAGGAGCUCAAGCAGGAGAAAUGUUGAGGUGCCAGUACUCUGCUCCGGUGAGCUCCUGCCCACAAGCACUACUCUGGACUAUCAGGUUUGGGGUCCAAUUUCAACAUUGGAAUGACAAAUGACUGAUCGUGGUGUCCACACCAAGGGUUGAAGUGUCUCUUUACCAUUAUGGUCACGUCCCAUUGACCUUAUUUCCCCUGGAAUGGGAUCUUCAGUCAAGGAGUUGUGGUUCUCCUUUAUAGAAUGUGUCAGUUGGUAUUGGUCCUAUGCAUCAGGGGUCAUUAGAGCAUCUCACAAGUUGCCUAAUGCUGAUUAAAGGUUAUGACUUGAUUGUCCAGAGCUGUACUUUUUUUAAUUCAUGGUCAGCUUUAACACCAGAAUGUGAAGGGUUGGCUGGCUCAGUUUCUCCAGCACUUCCUCCAAGCUAGGUAGGUAGCCUGGGUGCCAGUCUGUCUGAUUUAGCCAACUCCUUGUCAGGCCAAACAUUACAAUUCCAUAAGGACUUUGCAUGAGAGCAGAACUAAACUGGCACCUGGGCAGAGCAUUACCACUACUUUGAAAUGUUUGCUGUACUGUUACUCUCAUAAAAUAGAUUGUGGCAUGUGUCAAAUCAGAGCCAUUUUCAAAUUGAAAUGAAGUUCAAAUUUUAUUAAUGGUUUAUAGUGCUGUGAAAGUUUAGUCAAAUGGAAUCAGAUCUAAGGCAUCCUUGAAAUCUUUGCAAUUUGGCAUGUCAAUAAUUAGACACAGAUUGGUUAAGUAUUUUACAACAGUUACAAGUAAAGAGACAUGCACUACAGUGUAACUACAAAUAAUUUUAUUCAGUACAUCCAGUUGUCAGUAUAGAAAUCAAAGGCAGGAAGUAGUAUGUAAAAAAACUUGUGAUUCCAGUAGCUUCUGAUGGUGCCACCAGGGAUUUGAAUCAAUCUGAUAUUUUAAUGACCUGUUUACCAAUGUUUCCUCCUUUCAUCAUGGAGCAAAAGGCCACUGCAAAAAUAAAGUAAAGUCCAAUUGUCAGGUUUGUAUUAAAUUGAUUAAGAUGAUCGAUUAAGUGCAACUACACAAUUACCAGUGACACUUACCUCCCAUAUUCUCAAUGCCAUUUACUACCGUCUCCAACACCUGAAGGGAGAAUGGAGGGACAAAAAUCAUACAGUGCAAAAAAAGAUAAGGUACUCAGAUAUGGGCCUCUCGCGCGAGGGGGUGAUCAAGCUGAGGGGGAAGGUUUUGAGUAACUACUUCUGGCAACAUGGCACCACUUUGUUAACCAUGUCAAAUACAAAAGAUUUGAGCACCAGUCAUCUGUGCAGUUGGUCCUUGUGGGUCAUAAUUUGAGAGAAAAAUCCACAGGAAAGUAAUUUACCCAACUUUUUAAGAGCGCCUGUAGGUAUAUGGUUCUGUCGGCUUGAUUCUCGAUGCCGUCACACGUAAACCACACUACGUAAACAAUAGCUGAAUGUAACCGAACAUUGCUGACCGAGGCACAUUUCCUGUCAAUCAGCUGGAAGCGCUGGAGUCGUACUGCGCCUCACCCGAGGUGUAUUCAUGAAUCGGAUUCCGUUGCGAAACGUUUAAUCUGUUGCGAAAAUACAAAAACGACGAAGAAUAAAAAGACAAGCGUUCUGAAAGUCGUUUUAAUAACACUUACCUUUGGAUAAUUUGUCUCAAAUUUCCACCCACCUAAGGACGAAAUCAGCAGACAAAAGGUAGAGCAAGUUCAAACUAAGUUUUUGCAACAUUCUGGCCACUGACUUUGGUAUUCAAUCAGUUUGGUGUUGAAAGCCCCAAGUAACAGCACCAUGUUGGUAGAAGUUGUGUUAUGUGCAGAACCUCCCUCGCGAGAGAAGUCUACUCUAAAAAGAUUUGAACUUCCAAGUAUACAAAACAUCAAGAUAAACUUUGCCUUGCCUUGAUCUGCCCCUCUUUAACCCACUGACUGAGCUGGAUUAUGCCGGCUUCGUGUUUCUCCAUGUAGUUCAGCACCAUAAACCGCUCCCUGGUGGGAUAGAGUACAGCUUUCUAACACAAAUGCAAACUGGGCACACUAGCAGCUCAGGCAUCUCAAACAUGUUAGAACUGUUCACAGAUUAAUAACAUAUUUUGUAAUAAACUUUACAAAUGACUAUUAAGUAUACCAUAAUCAUGUAAAAGUACUACUGAAACUCCAAAUGGUCCUUCAGUUAUCAGAGAGACAGACCGUUGAGUACCUGGUGAUGUUUUUACUUUGCAGUGCCUCCUGAGUCUCGUCACAGAGAGGUGGUGGGUAGGGCACGUCCUUGUUGUACUGGGAGAUCUGUCCACAGAGGAUCACAUGACCAUCAUUGUUCAUCUGGAGAUGAAUGAAGGGAAGAGGGGGAGGGAUGUGUGUCAGUCACUAUCAGGGUGGACAGAGCAAAAAUGCUGCAGGCCCCCCCAACCCUCUCCAAGCCCCCCAACUUUUCAUUUGUUUUAACAGUAAACACCUGAUUAAAUUAGUCAAAGGCUUGAUGAUUAGUUGACUAAUUGAGUCAGGUGUGAGGAGAGGGUUGGGAAUUAAGGUGUUUAUGGUCAUUCUUGCAGGAACGUGUGGUGUGAGCCGUUGUCUUUACAUUGUACCACUCAGAUGAUGUACGUGUCCCACAGUACCUUCGGAAGUACCGGUAGUGUAGGAGACAUCUUAGAGAUCCUAAUCUAUAUCCGUCUCCUUACACAAGUAUCUCUCCUGGACCUAGUUUGUCGGCAAAGUAGUGUAGAUUAGCCCUUAAGCCUUGCUUACAUUGGCAGUUUGAAGUGACUGAAAUUAUUUGUUGCAUACCCUACUGAAAUGCAUUCUUUCCUGCAGUCUGAACAGACAAAAAUGGACACUGGGUAGGAUAUUUCAGACCACUUUCGUAGGUGACUUGAAGUCAGAAACAAAUCAGAUUCCCGGCCAUGUGAAUUGUCAAAUCUGAUUUGCCCUGUGGUUUUAAAUGUUUUUUUGGCAUCUUGUUGCUUGCUAGAUAUUCUGUUGAGAUGAACAUGUGGUAGCCAACUAGCAUAUUGUUUACAAGCAAAUUAGUAAAUGUCCUAGAAAGCUAGACAGCUAACAUUACCUAGCUAGUUGAGUGCUGUGGCUAGCCCAAAAGGACAAGGAUAAUCUUAUCUUUUGAGGCUUUAAAAAUAAAAUAAAAAGUGUUCUUACACUAUGAUUUUGAAACUGCAACGCAACUGGAAAAUGUCCACGGCAGGCACUGUUAUGGGAUUUGUGUUUAAUGACUAAAAUAUGUAUACAUUUGACUUAGAUGUUACUGUAUAAAUGAAACUUAUUAUAAUCAUAAUGCUGAGUGUAAUAUGUUCCUUAUUAAAAAGAAUGGAGUUAUCUUCAGACAGGCUGGAAUGCUGUGUUCCUUACAGGACAUUCUGUCUCUACCCAGGGAGGGGAAAGACCUUGUGUUGGUUGCAGAUAGUUUAACAGGUGGCAGACAGUAAUGAGGCUGUGAACUGAAUUGCCAUUGUAUUCUAGAGGAUGGACAUUAAAACCCAUGACGUCAUCUUUAUUAUAUAACCUGAUGUAAAUUGUACUAUGAUUCAGUACUCUCGAGAAUAAACGCUAUUGAUUGAUUGAUUUUUAA
Messenger RNA from Salvelinus fontinalis (brook trout), 6692 nucleotides. RefSeq names its product transmembrane protein 62 (gene tmem62). Lineage: Eukaryota; Metazoa; Chordata; Actinopteri; Salmoniformes; Salmonidae. The transcript is spliced from 14 exons. The record is from RefSeq and is a predicted model, not a curated record. Gene Ontology annotation, molecular function: hydrolase activity. The coding region runs from base 289 to 2238 and encodes 649 amino acids.